AUGGCACGGCAAGAAACUGGGUGGAAAUUCAGUGCCCUGAAUGCCUCAUCCGACCAGCUGGAGGAUUUCAAGCUCGAAGAUAUGGCGAGAGACAUGCAAAGUCUUGCACCAGAGUUGUGGGGGAUGCUGGGUGAUGUUCUGUCUGCUAGCGGACAGACAACAGAGGUCAUAUGUGAUGAUGCAGAUGAUGAAGAAUACUGGAGGGAGGAUGAUAGUAAUGUUGAAGUGCAAAAUGAAGGAACCACGCACUCACACGAGAACAUUAAGGCCAAGUGUCAUGGAGCAAUUGUCAAAAUUGUAUUUGUCCUCAUAAGUAUUAUGCUGCAAAGCUCGAAUCAAAAAUGCAAUGCACUGCAAAGUAUAUACGGGAUUUUCUUGCAUUCAUGCAACACACCGCAAUGA
Suillus paluster is the source of this 402-nucleotide messenger RNA. RefSeq lists its product as uncharacterized. The record is from RefSeq and is a predicted model, not a curated record. The transcript has 2 exons. The coding region runs from base 1 to 402 and encodes 133 amino acids. Lineage: Eukaryota; Fungi; Basidiomycota; Agaricomycetes; Boletales; Suillaceae.